This is a messenger RNA of Lodderomyces margitis, 2019 nucleotides long. RefSeq lists its product as uncharacterized. The transcript has a single exon. Gene Ontology annotation, cellular component: Golgi apparatus; membrane. The record is from RefSeq and is a predicted model, not a curated record. Gene Ontology annotation, biological process: vacuolar transport; protein localization to membrane. The coding region runs from base 1 to 2019 and encodes 672 amino acids. NCBI's taxonomy places the organism in Eukaryota, Fungi, Ascomycota, Pichiomycetes, Serinales, Debaryomycetaceae.
AUGCAGCUACGUCAAAUAUAUUAUUUAUUCAUUCUACUAUUGACACCUUGCAUUCAAGCACACCUUCUAGACCUCGGCUUUCAACCAAACUAUUAUCAAAUUGGCGACCAAGUGGAUCUUUUAGUCAACAAAAUCGAAUCAGACAAGACCCAACUUCCCUACGCUUACUACUCACUCACAUUUGUUUGUCCUCCCAUAAACGAUGCCAAGCCAGUGCAUUUAUCGCUAGGGGAGAUCUUGCGAGGCGACCGUAUUUGGGAAAGUGGCUAUGACUUGAAGUUCGGAGUUGAUCAACCAUGUUUACGGUUAUGUGAUUUGCGUGCGACUCAAGGUGGCAUAAGACGUGCCGCAGAUUUAAUCAAGGAUGGGUAUGUUGUUCAUUGGUCAGUUGAUGGAUUACCUGGUGCAACUACUUUUGAAACCAUGAACCACCGCAGGAAAUACUAUGCCGCCGGUUUCCCCAUGGGGUUUGUGGAACAGGAUGUGAGUUAUUUAUACAAUCACGUUAUGUUGGUAAUUCGAUAUCACCAAGAAUCCAAUGGUAAGUACACCAUUGUUGGAUUUGAAGUGUACCCUAAAAGUGUCAUCAAUGAAGAGUGUCCUGGAAAUAAAAAGGAUUAUCGCAAUUUCGCCCUACUUUAUAAAGUUGAUGCAAAGGGCGAAUUGAGCAAAGACAGAACAACUAUUCCCUAUACGUAUUCUGUAUAUUGGAGAGAAGAUACAUCAAUUGAUUAUGACUCAAGGUGGGACUUAUACUAUGAAAAUGAAUCAGGAGAAAGUCAAACAAAAAUUCAUUGGAUUUCAUUUGUGAAUUCGACCGUCUUGAUCUUUUUAGCAUCUUUGAUUGUCAUGAUUGUUAUGAUUAAAGUUUUGAAAAAGGAUAUACGACAACAAUCACCAGGCUUGCCCAUUAGUGAAAUCGAUCUUGCCGGUAAUAGUGGUGACACUAGUAUUGCUGCUGCUGGUAGUGGUGGCGGUGGAUGGAAGAACCUAGCUGAUAGAGUAAACAACACACCUCAAGCCGAACUUGUAUUGACUACUUUGGUCCUGGGAGGUAUACAAAUGUUGAUUGCAAUUGUGGGAGUUAUAAUACUUGUUAGUUUAAAUUCCAUCAAAUCCAGGCAUUACUUCUUUAAUAAUCACCAAGGGGCAUUUUUUUCAUUCUCGAUAUUUUGUUUGAUGGGUUCAGGUCUCGUGUCUUCAUUCGUGGGAAUGAUCUUACAUAAAGUUUUCCGCAAUGAAACUAAUAAAAAAUACGAUAUCAUCAAAACAUUAAUUUUAUCAUUGAUGUUUAGUGCUGUAUUACCAGCCCUUUUGUUCAUGUUGAUGUUUAUCUUGAACUUUUUUGUAUGGGCUCAAGACUCAUCAACAGCAUUGCCCUUUGGUACAAUUGUGGUUUUUGUGUUGCUAUUCAUUUUAAUUCAAUGUCCAUUGGAUGUGAUUGGAGGAGUUUACGGUAAUAGAUACAAAUUCAAUUCGAGGAAUUACCUAUCGACUUGCGGACAAGAAGAGAAGCUCCCAUGCUAUCAAAAGUGGACACUAAAGUUCAUAUUCAAGCUGAUGUCGCCCAUCACGUAUGCUAAGAAUGUGUUGGUAUAUGGCAUGAUCCCCUUUGGAAUAGUUUAUGUUGAGCUUUUAUUCGUGUUCAAUUCCGUUUGGUUGGAGAAAACCACAUUUUAUUACAUGUAUGGGUUCUUAUUCAUUACUACAGUGAUGCUAAUUGUGAUCAUUAUCGAAUUGACAAUUGUGGCAAUCUAUGUAUCAUUGGUAUAUUACAAUGACGCUAAUUGGUCUUGGCUAUCUUUCAAAGUUGGAUCAAGCAUUGCUUGGUAUAUCUAUGGCUACUCGCUAUACUAUUUUGUCACAGUUUUGAAUGUUGAUGAUUUUGUUAGUUCAUUAUUAUACUUUAGUUACAUGGGAUUAGCAUGUUUCAUCAUUGGUGUUGCAUGCGGUGCUGUUGGUGUAAUAACUGGGUCAUUAUUCAUCAGAAAGAUAUAUGGAGCAAUUAAACUUGAAUAG